UCGUGCCGCCGGGCGGGGGGGGCGCUCGCCCUGCAAGCCCCCCCCCGCCCCACGGCGCACCGGGGCGACCGGGCCUCCCUGCAAGGGGGGGGCCCGACCCGGCCCGGCCCGGCGCGGCCGAUGGCCCCUCGCCGCCGGCCCCGCGCAGCUGGGGGGCCCAGCCCCAUGUGGUGGAUCUGCGCAGCGACACAGUGACCCGGCCCAGCGCGGAGAUGAGACAGGCCAUGGCCCAGGCCGAGGUGGGGGAUGACGACUAUGGGGAGGACCCGACGGUCAAUGAGCUGCAGCACGUGGCCGCCCAGCUCCUAGGAACGGAGGAGGCUUUGUUUGUGCCAACGUCGACCAUGGCAAACCUCAUUGCUGUGAUGUGCCAUUGCCAGCGAAGGGGGGCUCAGCUGCUCGUCGGGAGGGAGGCCCAUCUGCACGUCUUCGAACAGGGAGGGGUUGCUCAGGUAGCUGGGGUCCAUUCCCAGGUGCUGCAGAAUCUGCCAGAUGGCACCUUGGACCUCGACGAGCUGGAGUCGACAGUCCGUGCGGGUUAUGGCAGCCGGUACCACCCUCGCUCAGUGCUCAUCUGCCUGGAGAACACCCACAACUCUGCAGGGGGCCGGGUGCUCCCCCUUGCCUACCUCAGGGAGGUGCGCCUGCUUGCUGACCGCUACAGGCUGCAUAUCCACAUGGACGGGGCACGGCUGAUGAAUGCAGCUGUGGCCCAAGGCGUCGCCCCGGCUCAGAUCACCCAGCACUGCGACUCCGUCUCCCUCUGCUUCUCCAAGGGGCUGGGUGCCCCGGCCGGAGCACUGGUUGCUGGUUGCAGAGAGUUCGUGGCAGAGGCCUGGCGCAUGCGGAAGCUGCUUGGUGGAGGGAUGCGCCAGGCAGGGGUGCUGGCGGCAGCUGCCCGCGUAGGGCUGGAGCGCAUGGAGGAGACGCUGCAGAGAGACCACGGCAACGCCCGCAGCUUCGCCCAAGGCGUCUGGGAGCUUGGCUCGCCCAUCUGCUCCGUCGACCCCUCGGCCGUGGAGACCAACAUGGUGCUGGUGACGGUGGCUGUGCCCUGGCUGUCCCCUGAGGAGCUGUGUGAGCGCAUGCAGGCGGUGAGCGAGGAGGAGGUGGCUGAGACAGGGCGUGCUGUCAGCGUGCGGCUGUUCCCAUGGGCCGCGCGCUCCCUGCGGGCCGUCUGGCACUGUGACGUCUCCGCACAGGACACCCAGCUGGCAGCCAACAAGCUGAAAUUUGUGGCCGAGCAGUGCAGGCGGGAGCGAGGUGCUGCACCCUAGAGAGGGCAGGAGGGGUGCACCCAGGCCAGACAGGAGACUGUCCCCGCCUCUGCCCUUCGGAGCCCAGGGCUGCCAAGCAAGGAUCGAACAUCCCAGCGCGAGCUGGGGGCCCAGCCUGCCCAGCAGGAUGCCACUGGCUGGCCACCCACAUGGGAACCACAGCCACUUGGCCCACAUGGCCGGCUCCAGCCACAGUGCAGCGGAGUCGGGGCUUGCCUGUCUGGGCCAGCCCCACUCGGGGAAUGGAGCCAGCCAGGGCCAUGGCAGUGGGAGUUAAACGGGGCAUGGCCCUAGUGGUUGCAUUACCCAGCCCGAUGACUGAGCCAUGCUGGGCUGCACUGCCCCUGAGCCUCCUGCUCACCUGUCUACACUUCACCGGCCCAGCCAGAAGCUGCUCACUGCUCCAAACACAGGAGCAGGCCUUCCCCACGCUGCCAGAGACGUCUGUGGAUGCAGUGCUGCUGCCAGCUGAAACAGGGCCUUGGCCCCUCUUCCCACAGUGCCUCUGGAGGUAUCCCACAAUCUAGGGUGACAGCUUCCCAGGGGCCUGGGGGCAAGGCCGGGAGUCGCGGAUCCCUGCCCAUAGGGAUGUGCGCCAUGGGCCCUGCACACAGGGCAGCGUGACCAACAGCUCUAGGAUUCCUGGGUGCCCGCUACACCCAGGGAACGUGUGAGGACCUACGCCCUGGAGCCUGGCAGCUGGGCUCCAGGCUCUGGAGUCUGCUGUAGAGGAUGCAGGGCUGGAAGCGCUGGUGCAGCGUGCUUUGCUCAGUGCCUUUGCUGGCGCGGCAGGUUUGCACCCGUUGGUUGCUGGAGCUGACAGCCAGUCCCCUCAGCUGCCAGCUGGGCAGCUUCCUUCAGGCACUGAAUCCCGCUGUGCUUCCUGGGCGCACGUGACCCCAUGCCCCCGGAUCUGCAGCCUGCCUGUGGGCUCUGGCUGGAGUUUAAGGUGUUGGUUGUGACCCACAAGCCCUAAGCGGCCCGCCUGAGGGAUUGACCCUGCCCAUGCGGUGCUGCCACAGCUGGGUCCCAGUGAUACGGGGGGGGCAGGGCAUUCUCCAUGCGGGUACUGAGCCCCUGGAACGUGCUAUGGAGCAGCCCACCGGGGGCCAUGCUGAGAGAGCCCUGGUGUAAGGGGGCAGGGCUGGGGCACCCCACGAUGGAGUCUCUGCAGUUCUUGGUUGAACGCUCCCUUUCCUGGGGCUGGCUGCAGUUGUGGGUUGAUGUGGGGGCGCCUGGAGCCUUGGAGAGGCUGCUCUACUUCCCUGUGGCUAAAUAAAGAGCAAGCUCCUGGCCUGG
Molecule: messenger RNA, 2576 nt
Organism: Caretta caretta (loggerhead turtle)
Lineage: Eukaryota; Metazoa; Chordata; Testudines; Cheloniidae
Biological process (GO): L-threonine catabolic process; glycine biosynthetic process
Cellular component (GO): cytosol
Molecular function (GO): L-allo-threonine aldolase activity
Source: RefSeq, a predicted model, not a curated record